UCUGAGAUCAAACCAGCAUCAGCUACGUCUCAUCUGACGGCAGAGGACCAGAGGGGGGGACAGACGGCCGGCCGGGACAGUAUCUGUGACGACGUGACCAUAAUGAAUCCAGUGUACAGCCCUGCGCCAACAGGGGUCCCCUUUACCAAUACUAAGGGUAUAGGGUACCCAGCAGCUGGAUUCCCUGUUGGCUAUGCAGCAGCUGCUCCAGCAUACACUCCCAGUGUCUACGCAGGAGCAAACCCAGCUUUCCCCAGUGGCUACGCUCCAGGCACUCCUUUCAAAAUGUCCUGCUCUCCCAACACGGGGACUGUCCCACCAUACUCCUCCUCACCCAACCCCUACCCUGCUGCUGUUUACCCUGUCAGGAGCUCCUACCCCCAACAGAACCCAUACGCACAGGCAUUAAUACCCUCACAACAACAAGGCACUUACUAUACACAGCCGCUGUAUGCUGCUGCACCGCCUCAUGUUAUUCAUCACACAACCGUGGUCCAGCCGAAUGGGAUGCCUGCAGCCAUGUAUGCCCCGCCAAUCCCUCCGCCCCGCCCCAACGGUGUUGCCAUGGGGAUGGUGGCCGGCACCACCAUGGCCAUGUCUGCUGGAACUUUGUUGACGACUCCAUCACCAGCGCCUGUUGCCCCCCACCCAGUCACGAUGCCCACAUAUCGGCCUCCUGGCACACCCAGCUACAGCUAUGUGCCCCCGCAGUGGUGAAGAGAGGGAAGCGUCAGAAGAUGGUAGAUAUGCAUUCACACUCUACUCCAGUGUUUUUUGCUCUUGGUGAAGACCUGUUCUGCCAGUGUCUGCAACCAGUUACUCUUCUUCCAGCAUAAUGUGAAUCUAAAACACAACUACAUAGAAAGAGGCCCAUUCAGACAGGGGGGAGGUGAAGAAUAGGCUCGUCCCCAUGACCCCCUCUUAACGAAAUAAGACUGCAUCCCACGCCACACCCCAGCGCCAGCACCCCUACAACCUGCCGCAUAUCUCACAUCAAACAGCAAAGCCUCCAUGCAAACUUUUUGUGGACUGUCAUGCAGGUUUUUAUAGUUUAAACUCUUAAGUGGUGAAAAGGGAGUUUGGAAUUGUUUUAUUUUGUUGUUGUUUUUUUUUUUAAUUUGGGAGAAGCAUACGGUGUUGAAUGCAUGUGUAUAUAUAAAUAUAUGAAGUAUUGCUAGCUCAGUCUACCUGCUGUGACAGAUGCAAAAUCAACAAAAGGCACACAUCCAAAGGAACUUAAAAAAGUAAUAAUCUGCAAUGCUGAAUCACCAGUGACCAUGUCUUAUAUGUGAAAGAAAAGACAAGAAACGUUUCUUCAUGCAAAAACAUACCUGCACAAAUCAGUGCAGACUAAACUGUACUAUUUUCACUGCUUUGUGUUUUGGUAAGUGAUGCUAGGUUUUUAUUGUUUCUUUCAGUGAUGCAGUAUAUGCAUUAUGUCUUACCAUUUUUGUAUUUUAGGAGAAAGGUCGAACUUUGAGUUUAUGCCUCUGACUGAUGGCCAUACCUACACUUCAUCACUUCAUGUGUUUUAUUUUUCCUGCCACGCCACUUGUUUUAGGAAAAAAAAAACCCAUCUGAAGCAGCUUUUGUUUCCUGCUUGAAACACUUCUGUGUUAAUUCACUUAUUUUAGCUGCAAAUAUUAGUGGUGGGGAGCAAGCAGAGGAUGUUUUUUUUAUUUUUUAUUAUUUGCACCGUGUGUGUGUGUGUGUGUG
Seriola dumerili (greater amberjack) is the source of this 1716-nucleotide messenger RNA. It is a transcript of the gene fam168b, whose product is annotated as family with sequence similarity 168 member B. The record is from RefSeq and is a predicted model, not a curated record. The transcript has 7 exons. The coding region runs from base 103 to 717 and encodes 204 amino acids. NCBI's taxonomy places the organism in Eukaryota, Metazoa, Chordata, Actinopteri, Carangiformes, Carangidae.